Punctularia strigosozonata HHB-11173 SS5 is the source of this 1420-nucleotide messenger RNA. RefSeq lists its product as uncharacterized. The transcript is spliced from 6 exons. The record is from RefSeq and is a predicted model, not a curated record. Lineage: Eukaryota; Fungi; Basidiomycota; Agaricomycetes; Corticiales; Punctulariaceae. Bases 73 to 678 code for a protein of 201 amino acids.
GCAAUUUCCAGCUCUAGAAAGAGUGGUUCCUGGCCUUCAUAUUCCCCAGGUUUGCGCUCGGUGCCGGCGACCAUGUCGACGUCUCUUGCGGUACCGAUCACGACGCCAACCUGGCGGGAAUCCAGCAUACUGUCCGUGCUUGGUCGCGCGCUCGCGUCGCCUCCUCCCCGACUUUUUCUCCUCUUCACGCCCCUCUUAGCCAUCUCUGAGCUCGUCAUGCUCCUUUCCAACAUGGAGUUUAAUCUUUACGUCGGCAUCCGCUGGGACGUCUUCCUCCGCGAUCACUGCAAACCGCUUGUGGCCACGCUGGACGGCCUGUACGCGCUGACGUGGUUCACCCUCCUUUCACCGCUCGCGUACCUCUUUGCCCUCUCUCGGCUUCGGACAGACGGCACACCUGCGCGGCCCGUGCUCGUCGCUGUUACCAACGCGAUCUGCGUGCUCCUCCCGAGCUCACUCUGGGUCACCGUAGCGAUAUCAGUCACAGUAACCACGAGCCGCUGCGAAAUCCGUCACGAGCCGUACUUCGACUCCCGCCCACUGCUCAUCCUCUGUGCCGUCACAUGGACACUAUGCCUCCAUCAUGCGAUCGCCGUUUACGGCGCGACCGCAGCCGCUUGCCGUCGCAGACAAACGGCGCCGCUUGGCGAACUGUCCCCCCUCCGUCAGUCAACAUGACAGAAAACUUGAAGGCACGACCCCUGCUACUGAUACAUGCAAUAUUGGUUUCGUCGAGGCACGCGGAUUCGCUAUGUUCUCCGCACGUGGGCACUGCUUGGGGCCCGAAACUCUGGCUAGUUCGGCGAUCGGGAGUUGAGAGGGGUGUGAUCAUAUGAGCAUCUCGCCUCCUACUCGCGAUGUCGUAGACUUACUAGAGUGUGAACACAACACUUCUCUGAAGUCGGCCUUAUUGUCAAUAAGUAGCCUUGCAACCUGCUCCUAUCUCGUGUCUUCGAUAAUCUGCAUCUACUUCAGCUACGACCUUGUCUGUGACCGUGGUCGUGCUCAGAUGGCCGCGACGCAGGAGCGGUGGCGUUGACAAUACGGCGACCCUCGAGGAGCAUGGCUACGCACCCGGAGACAACCACAUCGAGGCUCGCGCUGAUGUGCAGUGCGCCGCUGAUACUAAGAGUAUUUGCCCGACAUGUUUCUCCAUUUGCACUCGCCCGACGUCAGAACCCACCAUUCCCCGACGCAACCCACCUCCGUCAGCACAGCCACCACCUAUGCCGGGCGAUCCACAGCUGCCUCCGACGCCCAGCGCCCAGUGUCCUGCUGUCCUUUUCUCUCCUGACGAAGGCUCUGCUCGAUCAGCAUAAGUUAGGUGGCUAUCGGACAAGGCUUAAUCAGCGACAGUCAUCCAGGUCCGCGCAUAAAAUGGCGUUCCGCCGCUGCGCUUCGUGGUUAAGCACAUCCCCCC